GCCCAGCCGCAGGGAGAAGCCGUCCCGCAGCCCUUCGGCCGGUGAGUCCCGUCGUCCUGUCCCGUGCGGGUGUCCGCGAGCAUGCCGGGGCCCCGCGUGCUGGCCGCGCUGUGCGGCGCGCUGCUCUGCGCCUGCGGCCUCCUGGCCGACUCCGGGGACUUCUGUGACCCCAGUCUGUGCCUGCACGGCGGGACCUGCUUGACCGGCCACGAGGGCACCCCUUUCUUCUACUGCCUCUGUCCCGACGGCUUCACGGGCCUCACCUGCAAUGAGACGGAGACAGGUCCCUGCUCCCCGAACCCCUGUCACCACGACGCAGAGUGCCAGGUGGCCCGGGAUGAUCUCCGAGGGGACGUGUUCACCUCGUACGUGUGCCGGUGCCCGCGGGGCUACUCGGGCACCCACUGCGAGACCCCGGAGCCCUGGAACCGGCAAGGGGGCCACCUGGCCGCCCAGUCCCCCUCGACCUGCGCCACGCCGCUGGGCAUGGAGGGGGGCUCCAUCGGCGACGCGCAGCUCUCCGCCUCUUCCGUGCACCUGGGCUUCCUGGGCCUGCAGCGCUGGGGCCCCGAGCUGGCCCGCCUGCGGCGCAGCGGCCUGGUCAACGCCUGGACCGCCAGCAACUACGACAAGAAACCCUGGAUCCAGGUGAAUCUGCUCCGGAAGAUGCGGGUGACCGGCGUGGUGACGCAGGGCGCCAGCCGCGCGGGGACUUCCGAGUAUCUGAAGGCCUUCAAGGUGGCCUACAGCCUGGACGGACGCAGGUUCCAGUUCAUCCAGAAUGAAGAGGGGACUGGAGACAAGGAGUUCGAGGGCAACAUGGACAAUGACAGCCUGAAGAUCAACAUGUUCAAGACCCCGCUGGAGACGCAGUUCGUGCGCCUCUUUCCCGUGGCCUGCCGCCGCGGCUGCACCCUCCGCUUCGAGCUCCUGGGCUGCGAGUUGAAUGCAGGGUGCUCGGGACCGCUGGGCCUGAAGGACGGCAGCAUCCCGGACAGGCAGCUCACGGCCUCCAGCAGCUACAAGACGCUGGGCCUGCGCGCCUUCGGCUGGUACCCCUUCUACGCGCGGCUGGACCGGCAGGGCAAGAUCAACGCCUGGACCGCCCAGGGCAACGGUGCCAACGAGUGGUUGCAGGUGGACCUGGGCUCCCAGAAGCAGGUGACGGGCAUCGUCACCCAGGGGGCCCGUGACUUCGGCCACAUCCAGUACGUGGCCGCCUACAAGGUGGCCUACAGUGAUGACGGCGAGGUCUGGACCGAGUACAGGGAGGCCGGGGCCACGGAGAGCAAGGUCUUCCCUGGCAACUUGGACAACUACUCCCACAAGAAGAACGUGUUGGAGACGCCCUUCACGGCCCGCUACGUGCGGGUCCUGCCCGUGGCCUGGCAUAACCGGAUCACCCUGCGCCUGGAGCUGCUGGGCUGCUAGCGGCCGCAGGAGGGGUGUGAAGCCAAACCUGACCUGUUUGUUGAGAUGGGGUCUUGCUGACUGUCCUCUCCCAGCCCUGCUGAGUUGUGUGGCCUGCUGCCUGCCCAGCCCUCCUGUAACUGCAGGGGCUGGGGUCUGGAGAGGGGGGGACCUUGCCUUCCCUCCCUCCCUUCCUCCCUCCUUCUCUCUCCUGCCCACCCUGACAAAUGCCUACACCAGCCCCCUGCCAUCCAUUUUCUCAGGAACCCGGGAGAAGGGCGGGCCUGGCACCGACAAGGAGGGGUGCCUGUCCCUCCCGCCCCGCCCCAGCUCCUGGCCUGGCUCUCGGGGGGCCUCGGGUCUCCCCGGCUUCUCUGCACACGAUGUCCCCGGUCCUGGGUGGCCGGCCUGGCUGCGUGGCCCUGCCCCGGGGCGGGCGGGGGUCUCUGGGGGCCAAGGCGAUGCCCCGGGACUGGCAGCCCAGCGCUGCUGGCUGCACACCGCAGGGCCCGUGGGCAUUUCUGGAAAUACAUUUCUACCCUCCUGA
Messenger RNA from Dipodomys ordii (Ord's kangaroo rat), 1957 nucleotides. It is a transcript of the gene Mfge8, whose product is annotated as milk fat globule-EGF factor 8 protein. Lineage: Eukaryota; Metazoa; Chordata; Mammalia; Rodentia; Heteromyidae. The transcript is spliced from 9 exons. The coding region runs from base 82 to 1431 and encodes 449 amino acids. The record is from RefSeq and is a predicted model, not a curated record.